AUGGAGCAUGCGGCAGCCACAGGCCCCAGGCCAGGGCCUCCACGGUGGCCCGCUGAGAACGUUGUGCCGCGAGCCGAGGACUGGCUGCGAGGAGUUCCUAGGGGUCCCCCGGCAUGGGCCACCAGUCUUGAGAGGGAGCUUCUGUCAGACCUAGAGCUGAGUGAGGAGCAGCGGCUGCAGAUCUCGAAGGAGCUGGUUGACGUUCAGAUCACGACCCAUCGCCUGCGAGAGCAGCACGAGGCUGAACUCUUCCAGCUAAAGAGUGAGGUCCUUCGGCUGGAGGGCCGGGUGCUAGAGCUGGAGCUGCACAGAGAUGGCGCCAGCCAGGCACGUGCAGCCCCAGCAGAGGCUGACCUAGAACACCGCCAAGCACCAGCCCAGGAGCCCAGGUGCAAACCCCAGGGCCCCGGACGCCCCGGCCACCGCAGGCUCCAGCUGCCAGGGGGCCAGGAGCGGCUACAGGGAGCAGUGGAAUGGGCGCUGGAGCGUCACAAGGCCCAACAGCAGGCGCUGGAGACACGAGUGGCAGCCCUGAGCCGGCAGCUGCAGGGAGCCCAAGAGGCGGCCAGGGCAGCUGGGCAGCGACUGGCCGCACAAGCAGUGGUGCUGUCCACCUGCCAGGGCCAGCUCCGCCAGGCCGAGGCAGAGAAUUCCCAGCUGCAGCUGCAGCUCAGAAAGCUGAUCGAGGAGUACGCCUUCCGGCUGCAGUGCUGUGCCCGGGAGGUGGUGGAGUACGCCAACGGUGCGGGCCAGGCACCUGCAGCUGCAGCCCUUCGGACAUUCCUGGAGGCCACCCUGGAGAACAUUCGGGCAGCGCACCGCUGCCGUGAGCAACAGCUGGCCCGGGCUGCUCGCGCCUACCGCAAGCGCCUGGCAGAUCUGAGCCACAGGCAUGAGGAAGUGCUGGCCACCCACAGGGGCCUGGACACUACAUCCUGGGCCCGGAUCCACGAGAAGCUCCAAAACUUCUGCCACGGCACCCAGAGCUGGAACAGGAGCGGGCACAGCUGCUGGUCCGGGCCACAGCUGCUGAAGAGCAACUUUCUGAGCUACAAGAGUACGUAG
Molecule: messenger RNA, 1065 nt
Organism: Propithecus coquereli (Coquerel's sifaka)
Lineage: Eukaryota; Metazoa; Chordata; Mammalia; Primates; Indriidae
Gene: CCDC78
Product: coiled-coil domain containing 78
Exons: 10
Coding region: 1-1065 (354 amino acids)
Cellular component (GO): cytoplasm
Source: RefSeq, a predicted model, not a curated record